UCAAACCCAGCCCAUAAUUAACCAAACCCCAAAAAUAAAAACCAACACAUGCAAACCACAUUCUUUCAAAUUCUUUCUCCACAAAACAAUAUCACACCACCAGCUCAAGCCACAUAUCCAAUCUCCUCCUCCAAUACUUAUCACUAAUCACUAUCAUUCUACACAAAAAAAUAUUCCAUUUCAAACCCAACAUUAUUUUGUGGAAAAGUCUUGUUCACAUAUAUCAUAUAUUUUCCUAGAAAAUGCGUGCACCGAAAGUUGAUCAGCUGAAUCAACUUAGGGCCAUAUUCACAAGGUUUGACAUGGACGCGGACGGCAGCCUAACCAUCCUAGAGCUUGCUGCGCUCCUAAGGUCCCUCGGCCUAAAGCCCUCCGGCGAUCAAAUACACACGCUUCUCUCCAAUGUGGACUCCAACGGAAACGGCGCCAUUGAGUUUGAGGAGCUGGUCAAGGCCAUAAUGCCGGAUGAUCAUGUCAACGACGAGAUUUUGGUCAACCAGGACCAACUCAUGGAGGUUUUCCGGUCCUUUGAUCGAGAUGGUAACGGAUACAUAACAGCGGCGGAGCUGGCCGGGGCCAUGGCUAAGAUGGGUCAGCCGUUGACGUACAAGGAGUUGACGGAGAUGAUCCGAGAGGCUGACGUGGACGGUGACGGCGUUAUUAGCUUCAAUGAGUUUGCCACCGUUAUGGCCAGGUCGGCCUCGGAUUUUCUAGGCAUAGCUAAUUUGUCAUGAUUGUAAUGAUAAUUAUAAUCAUAAUGGUGUGAUGUAAUCUAUCAAAUGUAAAUUUUGGCUCCGUAAUUUUGUUUUUUUAAAUCAUUGUUUAUUGAUGCAAUGCUUAACUCAAUGAGGCAGUGACACUGUACAAAACUCUUUUCUCAUCGUAGUAUAGUAGACUUUGUUAUGAUCUCGUCUUCAUUUCCUUUGAUCAGCAUAUUAGUAAA
Humulus lupulus (European hop) is the source of this 943-nucleotide messenger RNA. Its product is annotated as probable calcium-binding protein CML15. The transcript has a single exon. Gene Ontology annotation, molecular function: calcium ion binding; enzyme regulator activity. Lineage: Eukaryota; Viridiplantae; Streptophyta; Magnoliopsida; Rosales; Cannabaceae. The record is from RefSeq and is a predicted model, not a curated record. The coding region runs from base 243 to 734 and encodes 163 amino acids.